CCUAAGUGGGCGCACAAGAUGAGAACAGUAGUAGCAUGGACAGACAAAGUGCCGGAGCGGGACGGGAUCAGGAGUGUCUGUUAUGAUAUCACUUUUCGACCAGAUGGAUCACAACUCAUUGCUGCGGUUGGCAGCCGCGUUCUCAUGUACGAUGCAGCAGAUGGAGACCUUCUUCAUUCCCUUAAGGGUCACAAAGAUACUGUCUACUGUGUGGCGUAUUCAAGGGACGGGAAGCGAUUUGCUUCCGGCGGAGCCGACAAAACCGUCAUUAUCUGGACGCAUAAGGUAAAAAUAAAAUCUGAAAUGUACCUGGAGGACUCUGCGUACAAAAUCUGAGACGUAUUCUGAUUCCUGAAAUGAAAUAUUAAACCGCCA
Chara braunii is the source of this 375-nucleotide messenger RNA. Lineage: Eukaryota; Viridiplantae; Streptophyta; Charophyceae; Charales; Characeae. The record is from the annotation of a GenBank genome assembly.